AUAAUAUGUAAUUGUUGCCUUAUUCACAUAUUUUACGUUGACACAAAAGCCUUAACGAUUACUUCCAUUAGAAGAGUAGUCCACCAAAAACAACACCAGCAGUUGCUGUUGUCCAAAUUCUCAGCUCAAACCGGAAGAACACAUGUGAUGUUGCAAAGUGAAAAUGCACCUUUGGACCAAACAGGAAUGAAGGAAUUUGCAGAAUUAGCUGACCAGUAUUAUUGGUUCAAGCCUUUGAAGCUAGUGAAAAAUGGAACGGUCGGAAAAAUAUGGAAUGCUACAUCAUACAGCUGCGGAAUUAGCAUUUUUGAGCUGCAAAAAGCUGUGGUGAUAAUAGUUUUGAUGCAUAAUGUUGAUAAUGUUCGUGGACAAUCGAGUAGUCCUCAAAUCAACACCAGCAGUAUAUCAAAAUUACCAGCUCAAACCGGAAGAACACCUGUGAUAUUGCAAACUAAGAUUGCACCAAUGAACCAAACUGGAAUGAAGGAAUUUGCAGAAUUGUUUGAUCAGUAUUAUUGGUCUAAGCGUUUGAAACUGCUGAAAGAUGGAAAUUGUAGGAAAAAUAUGGAAAGCUACAUCACACAGCUACGGAAUGGGUCCUUUUGGGCUUCAAAAAUGUAUGAUGCAUCCGGGCGAUAUAAUGGACAAUUCUUCUUUGGCAAUGAUUAUUGGCUUGGAUCUUGGACGCUGUGUCAUGAACUUCAAAAUCCCAAUACCAACAAUGAAAUUCCUCCUUUUCCCGUAUACUUUUUUGUUGUUAAAUUCAAAGUAAAUAUGGGCAUUACAUUUACACCCCAGCCUCGACAAAUCCAUUUAGGGCUUUGCCUGCCUAAAUCUUGCGAUAUUAUGGAUGUUAGAAAAUUGCUACUUGAGGAACGUACCAACGCUAUUAACACAACCAUUAUUGAUGUUAGAACAGUACCAGGAAGUUAUUCGAUUUUUAAAGACUAUACAUUUCAAAUUGUUGGCACAUCUGGAUUGAUGACAUUAAUGUUGAUAAUAGUCGCUUCAGUUGUUGAAGUACUUUUAAAGAAAAAAGUUUGCCAUUCCCAUUCGAAAAAUGAUGGGGAAACGAACAGGACAGUUGAAAGUUCAAUAAGCAAAGAGAAAAUUAUCAGCAGCCCAAACAGUCUCAAGAAGGAACACAGAAUUCUCCUAAGACUGUUGCUCGCCUUUUCAGCAAUUAGUAAUGGAAGAAAAAUUAUUUCCGCCAACUCCUCAGUGUCUAAGGACGUAAUAGGGUGCUUUCAUGGACUGCGGGUGUUUUCCAUUGGAUGGAUCAUUUUAGUUCAUACUUACUUGCAAAUUUUCGGAAUUGGCGCAAACAAAAGUUUACGCACGAUUACGGAACAGAACUUUAUGUAUCAAACAAUAGCAAACGCGACAUUUUCAGUAGAUACAUUCUUUUUUAUAAGUGGGCUGUUGGUGACUUUGGUAUUUCUACGAAACGAAGUUUCAAAAGAUGAAAAUCCACAAGAGAAUUCUCUAGUAGCAGUUUUGUCUUCAAGUGUCUCAAAAUUUGCCCUCAUGAUUGCAUACAGGUUUAUUCGCUUAACACCUGCAUAUUUAUUCGUCUUAGGAGUCAACGAAGUGGUUGUCAGGCAUAUUCACAACAAUUCGGUUUUUACUCCUGCCAUUGUGGAUCAUAUAACUUGUAAGAAAUAUUGGUGGAGAAAUGCCCUUUAUAUAAACAACUUUUAUCCGCGAGCUGAAUUUUGUAUGCUCUGGUCUUGGUAUAUGGCAAACGAUACGCAAUUUUUUGUUGUUGCUUCCAUCCUACUGCUUACAGGAAUAAGGGGAAAUAAGCAACUUAAAUGCGUCGCUGCAUCAAUAUCUAUUUUGCUUCUCUCAUCAUGGCUGGCGACAUUUAUUUUAGCAAUCAAACAUGAUUUUGUUGCUAAAGUACAAGAACCCUUCGCUUUGUUCGAUGAACUUUAUGAUAAGCCAUGGAUGCGUAUCGGGCCGUACUUGAUAGGCAUGAUUAUAGGAUACGUAUUAUUUAAAUUAAAUGGAAAAUUAGUAUUUACUCCAGCAGUGGUGAUAUUGGGUUGGAUAUUGUCGCUCAUGUGUUUGGGGUCAUUAGUUUAUGGUUUGGGAAAACAUGGCUUGGCGGUUCCAGCGUCAGCAUUUUACGCUGCUUUGGGCCAUACAGCUUGGGGCCUCUGCUUAGCCUGGAUAACAGUGGCGUGCUGUUCAGGUUACGGGGGCCCAUUUAACGUAUUGUUUAGUUUUAAAUUAUUUUUGCCCCUAAGCAAAUUGACUUACGGUGCUUAUCUUGUACACCCGACCAUCAUGUUUCUUACAAGUUUUGCACUGGAUGGUUCUUUGCAAAUACACAACGUUUUAAUGGUGGUGAUAUUCUUUGGAAAUGCAGUGCUUUCGUUUAUUUGCGCAUUUGUGAUUUCAUUGGCAUUUGAGGCUCCUGCUAUAAAUCUGAUGAAAAUUGUUAUGGGGUGAAAUAAAAUGAAACAUGUGCUUGAAUAAAAGUGAACACCUAAUGUUUA
Molecule: messenger RNA, 2504 nt
Organism: Dendroctonus ponderosae (mountain pine beetle)
Lineage: Eukaryota; Metazoa; Arthropoda; Insecta; Coleoptera; Curculionidae
Product: nose resistant to fluoxetine protein 6
Exons: 13
Coding region: 148-2457 (769 amino acids)
Molecular function (GO): acyltransferase activity, transferring groups other than amino-acyl groups
Source: RefSeq, a predicted model, not a curated record